GAGCGCCGCUCAGAGGGUGUCCUGCCGCCGCCACGAAGAGUGCACCUCCCUCAGCCUCGUCCUUUUUGUGUCGUAAUAUCUGCCGGAGGAGAUCGAGAUAAGAAGUUCUUGGUGAAGGCGUCCUGCGCGUCUUUUUUUUUCCUCAUUGUGUGUGGUGAACGGACGGCGAAGGGGACUGAGCAAGGAACGCCUUUUUCCAAAAGUUUCCGUCACGUCCGCCUGUUAUCCCCCCGACUCGCACAUACGAAGGGCGCCGCCUCCCACGCCCUCAAGACACCACUCCUCGUAGUCUGACAAGGCAUCAUGGUCGACAUGAGUUACGUCGACGUCUUCCUGAGUCCGUCCACCCGACAGUACAUCAGCAACAACACCAUGAUUGGUAGGCUGUUGCACCAGCUUUCGGCAUCGUUCUGGCGUCCAGACAAAUGGCUUCUGGAGGGGAUGGCGUGGGAAGACUUGCAGCCGUCGGAGAAACUUCGUUACCCGGAGUUCAGUGACGUUUGGGUGUAUCCUCUCCUGUUCAGUGCUAUUUUCAUUUGCCUUCGUUUCUUUUUCGUCGAGCCGUUAGUCCUAAAUCCGCUUGCCAAGUGGGUAGGGGUGAGCCAAGUUCGGCCCAAUCCUCCAGUUCCUAGCAAGAUCCUAGAGGGAGUCUACCAAGCGCAUGGCACGACUCCGCCUGAAUCGGUGUUGCAGGAAGCAUCUCAGGAAACCGAUCUGACGAAGAGACAGGUGGAGCGCUGGCUGAGACGGAGAAAAGCUCUCAUGAAGCCCACGAAAUGUGAUAAGUUUAUGGACUGUGGCUUCAAUUUCAUUUGCCACAGUGUAUUCUGCGUUUAUGGGUGUCUCAUCAUGUACGGCAAAACUUGGUUAUGGGAUAUCAAGUUCUGCUGGACAAACUACCCCAACCACGCCAUUGACGACGACGUGUGGUGGUACUACAUGGUUCUCUUGUCGUACUUUUGGGCAGAAUCCUUUAUGCUGAUUCCUGCAACGGGACGCAAGACCUCGGAUAAAGUGCAGACACUCUGUCAUCAUUUCUUCACUGUACUUCUGAUGGUGUUUUCUUGGACGUGCAACUUCGUGCGCGUUGGAACAUUGGUGCUGUUAGUCCACGAAUGCGCAGAUAUCCCUCUCCUCGCAGCCAAAAUGCAUGUGUAUGCUGGCAUCAAAGACCGGAUAGAGGUCCUCUUCGGCAUAUUCCUUGUCCUAUGGCUGGUAACUCGCUGUUACCUUUUUCCUUUCUGGAUCAUGCAUAGUAUCUUCACGCAUCCGUCUCCUUAUUUAGCCAUGCCAGCUUCUACCUUCCUGAAGGCGCUGAUAUGCGGGCUCUUCGUACUUAAUGCAAUCUGGACUUACCUGAUCGGUGCCAUACUUGUACGAAAGUUGUGUGGCGGUGUGCUUGAGGACUCGCGCUCGGAUGCCGAAGAGUCGCCAGAUGAGGAGGGUUCUAACACCAGGAAGACAGACUAAAAAUGUUCCUGCAACGGAAGCCAUGGAUGGAGUCCGAGCCACAGUCCUGGAUGCUGCGACUACACCACCAACACUGACGAGCCUCUCGCGCGACGACCCUCCCUCGACACCCCGCCCCGCAUCACCGUGUAAUCACUACUACUUUUAACCAGGCAAAGCACCUCUUCUUCUGCUGGCAAAUCCCCGUGCUGUAGAAUGCACUUUCCCGACUGCGUCUCGACCGGUAGCAUAGGUUCUGGCCAAGAGGAACGCAGAGCAGGUGAGGAAGAGGUGAGGCCUCCUGGGAACACAGCUUAAAGUCACAGGAGGAAAGAGGAAGUGAGGAAAUGACCGAUGCGGCGGACGGCGACAGUGGCGAAGAGGAAUUCUUAGACUGCAGUGGAGUAUCUCCGGCAUGCCUCUUCCACAGACAGGAGUGCAGUCUUUUUGCAGUCACCGGAGGGAACGUGGUCAUAGAAGAUUUAGAAAAAUUAGAUAUAAAUUCAGAACCAAAGGCCAGAGAUGAAAUUCUAUCAAGUGCCUUAGCAGAAGAUGACACAGCCACACCAGGAAGCUUAAGUCACAGCCAUUCUCCCCAACAGAUAGAUACAACAAGUACCGCAUGUGAUUCUGUAGUGACUGAUCCUUUUUCAUCUUCUUCCUCUUCCCCUUUGUCACCGAAAGGAUGUCACAUAGAUCAUCUACCGAAUGAGAUACUAUUAGAGAUAUUUUCUUACUUUACCGUGUUCGAGCUGUUUGUCAUUAUUACUCCAGUUUGUACAAGAUGGAGGAGAUUAGGUCAAGAUCCAACACUCAGGAAGAAACUGGUUUUCUCCUUCGAACGACCAGUUGCAGGCGACAGGAUCUGUGAGCUGCUAGCUGGGUCUCCGCACCUGCUUUCCCUGGAGCUGCAGAGCCGUGAAGAUGGCGGAGACCUGCUUCGUCAGGCAGCUACUUCUUGUAAAAAGCUCCGGGAAAUCACGACAAAAUUUUGUGAUGGGCUGAGUGAGGAUGUGCUUAGGGCUUUGGUGGAGAACUGUCCGGAUGUCAGGCAUUUUAAUGCAGAAGGCUCUCGAAUCAGUUGCAGCGAAUGCUAUUUUGCAAUUGCAGAGUUUCAUAACCUGAGGCACUUGAAUUUGUCACACUGUCAGUUCUUGGAUAACUUAGGCCUUGUUGCAAUAGCUAAACAGUGUCGCCAGUUAGAGUACUUAAACAUAGACGGCAUUACCAAAAUUUAUGACUAUUCCGUAGUAUGCCUAACACAGGAAGUUGGUCCCUCUCUAAAGUUUUUGUUCUUGGACGGAGAAAAUCUGACCGAUGCUUCAUACACUUCCCUGGCAGCUUGUAAACAUCUCAAAAUGCUCGGAGUUUCAUUUUGCGAGCAAAUGACAGAUGUUGGGCUCUCUGGUAUUACUGGACUGUGUGAAUUGACGUGGAUGAAACUUCGCAAGGGCGUCCACCUGACUUCAAAAGGCUUGCAAAGUUUCUUUAGUAAUGGCCACCUGUCAAACUUGACUCACUUGAACUUAGGAGAAUGCAGCUCAAUGAAUGAUGAUGUCUUAUUUGCAGUAGCGGAGAAGUGCCCACGUCUUACGAAUGUUGUCCUGCAUUGGUGUUGGGAUAUAACUGAUGUGGGCAUGACUGCCUUAGUAUCCAACUGCUCACGGCUGCGAGUGCUAGAUUUAGUGGGCCUGGUUCAACUCACUGGUACUUCCUUCAUUAACGUUCAAACUGCACUGCCAGAUCUGCUCAUCCUGGACUUGGAACAGUGCAAUACUAUCAAUGACACUAUCCUACAGCGUAUCGUAGAAGAACAGCCUUCACUAACAGUUUUUGAUUACUGGGGUGAUCCAGUAAUGCCUCCAAACCCAAAAGACUCGGAAAGCUCAGAAAAUGUGGAUUGACUACCUUGGCUUUCAUCAUGUUUUUGAUGGAUUUCAAUUAACAAUAAUUACCAGUGCAGUCUUUUCUUUCCCAGACUGGGAAAUCUGAACAUAUCUUGGAGUAAUCUUGGAAAAUUGGGGAUAAUUUGGGGAUUUCUAAUAAUCGUAAUAAUAUGCUUAAUUAUUUUGUAAGUAUUUCAUUAGUAUUAAAAUAUUCAUAUAUAGUGUCAGAGAAAUGUAAAUAAUGAAUUGGAUGUAAUAUUUUAAUUUCAUGGCAUAUUAAUGCUUAUUUUUGCUGAAAACCCAGUGUCAAAAGACAUGCAAUAUAAACAAAAUCUUACAACCAGGAA
Messenger RNA from Penaeus monodon (black tiger shrimp), 3682 nucleotides. Its product is annotated as F-box/LRR-repeat protein 20-like. The record is from RefSeq and is a predicted model, not a curated record. Gene Ontology annotation, biological process: SCF-dependent proteasomal ubiquitin-dependent protein catabolic process. Bases 1797 to 3353 code for a protein of 518 amino acids. The transcript is spliced from 3 exons. NCBI's taxonomy places the organism in Eukaryota, Metazoa, Arthropoda, Malacostraca, Decapoda, Penaeidae. Gene Ontology annotation, molecular function: protein binding. Gene Ontology annotation, cellular component: SCF ubiquitin ligase complex.